This is a messenger RNA of Scutellospora calospora, 567 nucleotides long. NCBI's taxonomy places the organism in Eukaryota, Fungi, Glomeromycota, Glomeromycetes, Diversisporales, Gigasporaceae. The record is from the annotation of a GenBank genome assembly.
ACAAACUCAUCAUUUGAUAGCGUUUCAGACUUUAUUGGAAAUAAUAUCUAUACUCGUGGUGAUGCUCAAGUUAGAUACACUUCAAAAGCAUAUAUUAAUGAUUCAAUUGUUAACGCAUUGUCUAAACUUAUAACACCUCCAAGGCUUCCCUGGACUGAAAAAGAUAUAAUAAUUUUAACAAAUGGAAUAUGUCUAUCAACAUGUGCAAUUAUAACUCAACGUUUAGCAGAAAUUAAUGUUCCAACAAUAUCUGUUGGUGGAUUUCCAAAUAAGAGAUUUUCUUUUGCUGCAUUUGCUGUUGGAUCAGCAGUUUUUACUUCUGAUUUGAAAAUUUUUCUUAAACAGCUUAAAAAUCUUAAUAGUUCUUUAAUUUCAAAAUUAACACUUUCUUCUGAUUUAACUAUGCAUUUUGUACUGUCUGAAGCUUAUAGUAUUAAGAAUCCAAAUGAAAUUAUGGAUUUUUCAUAUAGACCAGCAGAUUAUCAACUAUAUUAUGAUGAAUGUAGUGCUAGAGAUCCAAGCAAGUUAUGGAUACAGGCUGCAAAAUAUAUUGGGAAUAAUAUUUAA